This is a messenger RNA of Knipowitschia caucasica, 636 nucleotides long. NCBI's taxonomy places the organism in Eukaryota, Metazoa, Chordata, Actinopteri, Gobiiformes, Gobiidae. The record is from the annotation of a GenBank genome assembly.
AUGUUUUCAGUUCUUUACCAGUUGUUGUUCUGUUUGAACCAGAGCGGAGCCGAGAAGAGGAGGAGGAAGGAGCAGGACCUGGAGGAGCUGAAGAAGGAGGUGUCUUUGACUCUGCACCAGCACAGAAAGACCUGGUGUGGGACCAGCACAGAAAGACCUGGUGUGGGACCAGCACAGAAAGACCUGGUGUGGGACCAGCACAGAAAGACCUGGUGUGGGACCAGCACAGAAAGACCUGGUGUGGGACCAGCACAGAAAGACCUGGUGUGGGACCAGCACAGAAAGACCUGGUGUGGGACCAGCACAGAAAGACCUGGUGUGGGACCAGGACAGAAAGACCUGGUGUGGGACCAGCACAGAAAGACCUGGUGUGGGACCAGCACAGAAAGACCUGGUGUGGGACCAGCACAGAAAGACCUGGUGUGGGACCAGCACAGAAAGACCUGGUGUGGGACCAGCACAGAAAGACCUGGUGUGGGACCAGGACAGAAAGACCUGGUGUGGGACCAGCACAGAAAGACCUGGUGUGGGACCAGGACAGAAAGACCUGGUGUGGGACCAGCACAGAAAGACCUGGUGUGGGACCAGGACAGAAAGACCUGGUGUGGUGGAUUUUUCACAGUAUAUUUACACUAG